Molecule: messenger RNA, 1155 nt
Organism: Aureobasidium namibiae CBS 147.97
Lineage: Eukaryota; Fungi; Ascomycota; Dothideomycetes; Dothideales; Saccotheciaceae
Exons: 1
Coding region: 1-1155 (384 amino acids)
Biological process (GO): DNA-templated transcription
Molecular function (GO): zinc ion binding; DNA binding
Source: RefSeq, a predicted model, not a curated record
AUGGUUCAAGCUCGCCUUUUGUUUGCUAUUGCCAUACACGCACGUGGUGAGCCAAGCGAAGGACAGGAGAUGCUUGACAACGCUAUAGACAUGGCGAUCAGUCUUGGUAUGAACACCAAAGAUUACGCCACUCUGAAUGGCAAUUCAUCACCUUGUCUUGAGGAGAGCUUCCGUCGGACGUGGUAUGAGUUGUUUGUGGUCGAAGGCAUCAUGUCCGCCAUCCAUCGCAAACCGACCAUGAAGACUAGGUCCGUCGUUCAUGAAGUCUUACUACCAUGCGAAGAGUCAACAUACACAGAUGGAGUCUGUUACUCUGCGAGAUCUACACUGGCUCAAUUCACUGACCGUCAUUUCGCUGAAGAGGAAGUCAGUUUUCCCUCGUUUUGCUACCGCAUCGAAGCUGUUCAGAUUCUCUCUCGGGUUCUGUCGAUAGCAAAUACUGAGGCUCAUCCGGACGAAGUGCAAGCCAUCGAUAAUUCGCUUGCAGCCUGGUCGCACUACGUACCGCCGGAAAAACGUGAUAUCAUCUCAAACUCCGGAGAAAUCGACGAGCUGCUAUUUCAAGCGCACAUGCUGAUACACUGGGCUACCAUCCUUCUUCAUAUGCCAAGAAGCGAGCUUCUAUCGAUUCAUCCAGCCACCGCAGAUAUAUUUUGCGCAAAAGGCGACAAGCAGAUGCCAUCUACAGACACUAAGCAUGCCCAUGCGAGCAAAGCCACUGACGCGUCCAAAGAGCUGUCCAAUCUAGCUGCUCUCCGCUGCCCUGUACAAAAGCACACCCCGUUUUUCAUAUGUACUCUUGUUAUUGCCUCGGUCGUACAGCUGGCUGCCUGCACCCUUCACAACUGCCGCUGCAUGUACCAACAUCGCGACCGCAUCACGUUGGUAGUCGGUCUGCUCAAAUCACUUGGUUCGAACUGGGCCUGCGCAGGAUCGGUCCUUGUUAAGAUCAAGAGAAUUGCAGCGAAAGUACUAAGGUCGGAGCAUUGUACAAUGACGGUAGCCUCUACGCAGUGCGAUAGCUGUACAGACAGUGGUAUUGGUACAAGUAUUGGUACCGAGGAUGUGCCUUGGAUGGAAUUCUUUGACGACCCAACAAUCAUGUCAUUUGAGCAAUUUGCAUCUGGGACGCUCCUUUUCGGGGAAGGUACCUGA